CUUGUGACGACUGUUCGGUUUGCAAAGUGCUGCGUUUAGUCGUGGAAUAUAUUCUCAAGUUCCACCAUGGUUGCCGGAGAGUUUACCACCUGAAAACCAAGCAGCCGCCAAUGAUCAAAAUUUUGACCAAGAUAAUGUUGAAAGUGAUCUUGAAACCGAAGAAGAAUUUUUGUUUAGCGAUACAGAGCAAUCAUGUGGAUGUGAAAAUGGGUAUGAAGAAUCUACGGGUAUCCCACUGGGUGUGUGUUCUCCUGUGUAUUUAGGGAACGAUAUGGAAACCAAAUGGUCAGUGCAUCCUCCUCAUCCUAAUGUACGCACCAGAAAGCAUAAUAUUGUAAUCCACCAACCAGGAGUAAAGAAAGUGACAAAAAACUCUUUCUCUGUAUUAGAAUGUUGGAAAUUAUUUUUUCCAAACAAUAUGAUUCAAGAAGUAGUGGACUGUACAAACAUUUGUUUAGACAAAAUGUGUGUUAACUAUGGACAUGAAAGAGAUUGUGGCAGUACCACACUUGCGGAGUUGAGCGCUUUGUUGGGUUUGCUAUAUCUAGCAGGUGUGAAAAAAGCGCAGCAUCUAAAUAUUGAAGAAUUUUUCAGUGAUGAUGGAACAGCUCCAGAAUGUUUUAGAGCAGUAAAGAAUAUGAAAAGGUUUUACUUGCUUCUGCAUGCUCUCAGAUUUGAUAAUAUACAUGAUAGGGAUGAAAGGAAACUUACUGACAAUCUAGCUCCUAUAAGAAACAUUUUUCAACAGUUUGUUACCCACUGUACGACAAAUUAUCAAGUUGGUGAAUAUGUAACUGUGGACGAAACGCUGGAAGCAUUUCAAGGACGUAGCAAGUUCCGGCAGUACAUAGCUAAUAAACCUGCCAAGUAUGGACUAAUAGUGUAUGCCCUAGUAGACUCGCGUACAUUCUACACAAGCAAUUUGGAAAUAUAUGCUGGUAGACAACCUGAGGGUCCGUAUAAGUGUGACAACAAGUCAAGUAGUGUGGUAAACCAUAUUGCUGCCCCUAUCAUCAAUACAAGCAGGAAUAUUACUAUGGAUAAGUAUUUUACCUCACUGCCCUUAGCAAGAGAGCUGCUUCAGAAGAAUACUACUAUUGUUGGUACACUCAGAAAAAAUAAGAAGGAAAUCCCUCCUUUAUUUGUGAACACAAAGGGAAGGGCACAAAGAAGCAGCAUGUUCGCUUUUUCAUCUGCAGGUACAUUAGUAUAUUAUGUACCCAAAAUAAAUAAGAAUGUGUUGCUUCUGUCCACACUUCACAGUGACGACAAAAUUGACGAAACUUCGGGGAGCUUGAAAAACCUUGAUUAUAACAUUUUAUAAUCUAACAAAAUGCAGAGUAGAUGUUGUAGAUGAACUGAAAGGUGAAUAUUCUGUGUCAAGGAUAAGCUACAGAUGGCCUCUGACAAUAUUUUUUUCAUUGUUGAAUUUUGGUGGGAUAAACAGCCAAGUAAUAUACUCUUCAAAUACUGGAGAAAAACUCUCAAGAUGUGUGUUUCUAAAGAACUUAGCUUUGUAGCUAAUGAAACCACAACUUGUAGCUCGUGCUUCAAUCAAAACUUUGCCUGUAGCCUUGCAAACAAUUGUAGCAAGGGCCGCUGGAAGAGAAGCACAAACAGAAUCAAAACGAAAAUCAGUCCCAGGAUUUUGUUCUGUCUGUCCCCAAAAGAAAAAGAAAAGAACA
Bacillus rossius redtenbacheri is the source of this 1685-nucleotide messenger RNA. Its product is annotated as piggyBac transposable element-derived protein 1-like. The transcript is spliced from 2 exons. Lineage: Eukaryota; Metazoa; Arthropoda; Insecta; Phasmatodea; Bacillidae. Bases 272 to 1324 code for a protein of 350 amino acids. The record is from RefSeq and is a predicted model, not a curated record.